CAGGCCAGCAUUACUCUCCGUGCUGUAGCACAUGGAUUUCAGGACUGCGGCUGAGGAGACAAAGACAGGAAUUUGUUUGCUACAAGAUGGUUCUCAAGAGCCCUUUGAAGUGCGAUUGCACUUAGCAAAGGACAUCUUAACAAUUCAGGAGCAAGAUGUUAUCUGUGUGUCGAGUGAAGCUUUCUAUUCCAAUGAAAGAACUGUUACAAUUAGAAGACAGACAAUUGGUGGAUUUGGGCUAAGUAUAAAGGGUGGAGCAGAGCACAAUAUUCCAGUCAUAAUAUCGAAAAUCUCAAAAGAACAAAGAGCUGAUCUAUCAGGUUUACUGUUUAUCGGAGAUGCUAUCCUUCAGAUAAAUGGAAUAAAUGUUAGAAAUUGCAAACAUGAAGAAGUGGUUCAAGUUCUGCGCAAUGCUGGAGAGGAAGUAACUCUUACAGUGUCAUUUCUAAAAAGAGCACCUGCCUUCCUGAAACUGCCACUGUAUGAAGACUGCACAUGUAUUCCCAGUGACCAGAGCAGUGGUACAUCUUCUCCACUUUGUGACAGUGGAUUACAUCUUAACUACCACCCUAACAACACAGAUUCAUUGUCAUGUUCUUCAUGGCCAACAUCCUCAGGCCUGAAGUGGGAGAAGAGAUGGUGUGAUCUGCAGCUAAUUCCUCUUCUUCAUUCUCGUCUGUCACACCAUAUUCCAGGCACUGAUAUUUCCAGGCAAAAUGCAUUUCAAGUAAUUGCUGUGGAUGGAGUGUGCAGUGGUGUCAUUCAGUGUCUCACUGCUGAAGACUGCGUAGAUUGGUUGCAAGCACUAGCAAUUAAUAUAUCCAACCUUACCAAGCACAAUAUUAAAAAGAUAAACAGAAAUUUUCCAGUAAGCCAGCAGAUAGUCUACAUGGGCUGGGUAGAAGACCGGGAACCAGACUCGCUGCAGGAUAAGCUAUAUACACCAAAGUAUCUAGCCGUGAGAGGCGCUUGCCUAUACACAUUUACAGCACCUCCAGUGACUACAUGGGAUUGGACAAAAGCUGUGAGAAGUUACACAGUUUAUGAAAUAAUGUGCAAAAUCCUUAAGGACAGUGAUCUGUGGGAUCGGCGAAAGCACUGUUUUAGUGUUCAGACAGAAAAUGGAGAGGACCUUAUCUUCAGUGUGGAAUUAGAAUAUGAACUCAUUCUCUGGGAAAAGGCCUUUCAGACAGCGACCUUCUUGGAGGUAGAAAGAAUACAGUGUAAGACCUAUGCCUGUGUGUUGGAGAGUCACCUCAUGGGAUUGACAAUAGACUUCAAUAUGGGUUUUGUGUGCUUUGAUGCUGCCUCAAAGGCUGUUCUCUGGAGAUACAAAUUUUCACAGCUGAAAGGUUCUUCAGAUGAUGGUAAAAGCAAGAUUAAAUUUUUAUUCCAGAGCAUCGACACUAAACAAAUUGAAGCAAAGGAGCUGGAAUUUUCCAACCUUUUUGCUGUACUGCACUGCAUACACUCCUUCCUUGCUGCCAAAGUUGCUUGCAUGGAUCCUCUCUAUGUUGGAAGUCAGCCUGUUGCUGGGAAGACCAAGUACAAUAACUGA
Molecule: messenger RNA, 1558 nt
Organism: Pristis pectinata (smalltooth sawfish)
Lineage: Eukaryota; Metazoa; Chordata; Chondrichthyes; Rhinopristiformes; Pristidae
Gene: sntg1
Product: syntrophin, gamma 1
Exons: 17
Coding region: 32-1558 (508 amino acids)
Cellular component (GO): intracellular anatomical structure; dystrophin-associated glycoprotein complex
Molecular function (GO): protein binding; structural molecule activity
Source: RefSeq, a predicted model, not a curated record